AAGUAGCUUAAAGGAUUGUGUGACUAAUAUGACAUUCACAUAAUCACCUUUGUGUCUUUGACUUAUUGCUCAUCACCUAAUCAAUCAAUACUAAAUUUAACCAGUAUGAAACACAUUCCUUACAUUUUGCACUGUCCAGCCCAAUAGUCCUGUGAAGAAUUUUAUAUAAAGGAAUGGUUUUCUUGAUAUUUUGCUACAGGUGGGUUGACACCAAUAGGUGCUGCAUACGUUUGAGCAAAAAGGUGAUAUCUGGGUGGAGGCAUGUAGAUUGUUGUAACAAAUUCUGUAGAAAAUAAUGCUGGUUUCACUGCAUCUUAGAUGCUGGUUUGCAAGUUGAUAAUAAGUCAAAUGGUUUAUCGUCUUUUUAUACCAUAAUGUAAAAAGCCUUCAAAAUGUAAAAAUCUUUUUUUUGUCACAGCCGAGUUGAGUAUGGGCCCAUCAUUGCAAAAAUUAGUAUUAUUAGUUAAAAAUUAUUAUUAGUAAAUAGUAAAAAAGUAUCCCCAAAGUCUUUUAGCCUCUUCUCCUGCUCUACACAAGAGGCUAAAAAGAAAGAGAUUCAGGUUAACGAAAUGUUUUGAGGUUUUGUGCAUCAUGAAAAUUUUUGGAUCAGUUUAAUCAAUCACAAUUUUAAUGUAAAAAAUAAAUAGUUAACAUUACAAAAAGGGAAUAUUUUUACAAUAUUAUCCAAACUUUACAUAUGUUGAUUUUAAAGGCCAGUUUACUCUUAUUUUUGUUCAAUCCACUGAUCAAUAGACUGUGUCUAUUGUGCAUAGACUGUUAAAAACUUAUUUUCUAUGACUUCAUAACUUCAUUGUUUUAGUAAUAAACAAAACUACGUUUAACUCUUAUAAUGUCACUAAAUUAGCAACAAGAUAGUUCAUGAAGCCUGAUUCAUUUUGUUACAUGCGUGGUCAAUAUCAGUCAUUGAGCCGAUCAGUAGCUUAUGCGGUAUUUCACCUGAUCAAACUAAUGCAAAUAGAUUGUAUUAAUUUACAUGUUUUUAUGCUGUGCUUGGCGGAGUAACAGCAAAAUCGUCCGUGCUGGCGCUAUACAAAGCACCCAGAUCAUUAGAGGCCUCGGUGUUUUGAAGAACAUAAUAUCAACGUCACAUGGUAACGAUUUUUCCUCAAGCUCCGCUCAGAGUCAAGGUGAUUGUUUUGCGGAAAGUCGUUAAAUGUAAAUAAGAGGCUUCACAGAGGUUUAAUUAAAUCAAUCAAUUCAUUCAAUGUCGAGCCUUUAUCACUGGCCCAUUACACGUCCCAGAUAACACACAGGCCAGUGAUGAGGAGAGCUGUUCUGUGCGGGAGCCGAUGAAUGCUGUUAAGUUAAAACAAUUACCUGAUGCUUAGACGGAUGUUUGUUGUUUUGCCAAGACCUUAAAAGUGCAACUGAAGGGAAAUCGAUCACCUGUGUCUGGGAUUCAUGUGUGCAGGGAAACACGUGCUUGAUGAGCCAGAGCAUGACCUUGAUCUUGGUCAUUUGGUUAUUGUCAAAAAUGAAAUCCUUUGAUUAAAUGUAUUUUUUGUGUAUCAGUCUGGAUCUCUGUAAGACACGUGGGAACUCAGGUCGUGGUCAUUUCAAUAUUCGCUCCUCUAUUAAAUAAUGUCUUUUUUUCGUUUCAUUCAUAUUUGCCAGGUUUGUUAUGAAAUAAGUUGAUGCUGAAAAAGUUUUCAAUGCCACAGCAAGUCUAGUGAAUUCGCACAACACAAUUUAAUCAUUUCUCAGCCUGUGUCUGCAGACUUGCUUUUGUUAAGACUACGCGCACCCGCCCAGGGCAUUUAUAUUGAACCGGGGACAAACAUGGCCAUAUGCGUAAGAGCUCUUUGUACUGAUGGUCUCAGUGUUCUCCUUCAUUACACCCGCUCACAAAAAGGCAUUGUGAAUUUAAGCAUUGAAAUGUGAUUCUUCUUCUUUUCACCUUGAAAGCGAACCUUUAACCACGGUGGCUCAACCACGGAUGGACACGGGGAAUAUGCGGAGAGGACGUGCUUUGAUUUGAAGCGCACUUAAUCAAGACAGGUCAUUUGCCACCACCCUGUAAAAACCGUAAGCUUGUCAGAUGUCAUCGUCCUCCUAAUCUCGCGCGGGCCCCAACACUCGAUAGCCACACUGAGAGGAUUUCAGCAGACUUGGAGAGCGCGUCUGGCAGCCGCUCGGAAGCGGUGGAUUUGGGCGAAGCGCGCUUUUUCUUUUAUUGUGGAUAACUCCGUGCUUAGCGUUUCGCGUCUUCGGGCAGUCAAUGGUUGGCACAGCAAACACGGUGGUUUCUCUGAAACACUGGGAGUGUCGCUGCCGUGUGCUGAAACGCUAUAUCCAAACGUCAGUGACUCAGAGAGGCUGUUACAAGACCAGAUAUUUCAGUUUCACGGUUACAAGAUGACAGCGUGAUUUAUCAAGUCCAUCCUCAGCAAGGCUGGAUAUUGAAACUAUGCGUGGCCACUGAGCCGGAAUGAGCAUGUUUGGCACCGUCCCUGUGCUCCUGAAUCCCCACCUUGUAGCAGGACGUUGCGCACCUGGCCUUCUUCAAAUGCACUUAUAGCGCGCGCGGCUUUGACUUGUCUCUCGGGACAGUGAUUUUUCUUCACCCGCCACCAUGGUGGAGCACAGCGCCUUGGAUAUAAUGUGCCUAAACAAGUACUGCCACAGUUCCUCCUCGUCGUCCAGCUCCGAGAACGACAAGAAGGAUAUCGCCAAAGACAGUUUGUCAGGGGACUAUCCAAAGAAGAACGCGGAGUUCCUCAGCGCCCAGUAUGGGACCAACCUGCUGCUGGUCGGGGCUGCGAUGAUGCUGGCCAACGUGCCGCGCACCCGCGUUAUCAAAGAGGAGCACCUGAUGUCCUUCCUCACCUGCCUCAUGAUCCUGCAGCUGAUCUGGAUGAUGUGGUACAUCCUGGUGCGCAACAAGCGGAAGAACUCCAGGACCGAAAGAGAUGUCCAUGCCACCUCAAGCUGGAUACGAGGUGGUUUGAGUCUUCUUGCGGUUCUGUCGCUUAUUAUGGACGCUUUCAGAAUCGGGUAUUUUGUCGGCGAGCAGUCUUGUGUUUCCGUCGUGCUUGUGGUGUAUCCUGUCAUCCAUGCAACUCACACCAUGGCGCAGUUGCAUUUUCUCUGGUUUCACAUAAAGGAUGUCAUCAAAAGCUUUGAGACAUUUGAAAGAUUUGGAGUCAUCCACGCAGUCUUUACCAACCUCAACCUCUGGUGCAACGGCGUUAUGUCAGAGGCCGAGCACUUCUUAACCAACCAUGUGAGGAGACUCUAUGUGGUGGGAUACGAAAACCUCACUUCAGUGCACCCAGAGGCUCUCUGUAACUGCACCAGUAGCUCAUGCAGGCUUUUCUACACCAGCCUCUCUUACCUCUACCCCUUCAACAUCGAGUACCACAUCUUUGUCUCUGCCUUGUUGUUCGUCAUGUGGAAGAACAUCGGGCGAACUAUUGACCAUUCCCACCCGAAGAAGAUGCCCACCAGCGCCCGCAACCUGGUGGUGGGCCCUGUUAUGGGUGUACUAGCUCUGGGCAGCACCAUCGGGAUCCUGGUGGUCUACAUUUCUAACAUGGACGACUCCAUCCCAGCGCGUGCGUCAGCCGUCUCCAUGUUCUACAUUUACGGCAUCGUCCUGCUGGCGUUCAUGUGCCUUGGUGGUGCUUCAGGUCUAGUCAUUUACCGAUUGGACCACGUGCCACUGGACACUUCUAAGAACCCUUCCAGGCAACUGGACAUUGAGCUGCUCUUUGGAUCUUCUAUCGGUGCCUGGCUCAUGUCUUGGUGCAGCGUAGUAGCUGUGUUGUGUACCGAUAGCAAUCCUCCUUACCGCUGGAUGAACUUUGUCUACUCUCUGCUCAUUGUGCUGGAGAAGUACAUCCAGAACCUCUUCAUAGUUGAGUCUCUGUACCGACAGCAGGACUAUGUGGAGAAGGAGGACCCCGAGGGCAACCCAGAGUUACCGCCUUCUCCAGAAAUAUUCUCAGUGACUCCUGCUUCAACUCCAACAUACAACGGGAUAGUCAACCAAGCCUUCGAGCCUCCAGACAGCCCUGGCAUCACAGUGGAGAACGAGCAGGAGGAAAACGGGCAGGUGUAUGAAUGCCAGGAUGUCAGGAAGUCUUCGGACGUGCCUCUGGGGAACAAAAUAGUGGAACCUUCAAAUGUCAAGAGACAGGUCCUGAAGAACAUCUCAGUCUUCCUGAUAAUGUGCAACAUGUCGCUGUGGAUCCUUCCCGCGUUUGGCUGCCGACCACAGUACGACAACGGCAUGGAGGAGGACAUAUUCGGCUUCAGCAUGUGGACCACGGUUCUCAACUUUGCCAUUCCUCUGAGCCUGUUCUACCGCAUGCACUCCGUGGCCUCUCUCUUUGAGGUGUUCCGCCAUGUCUGACACAACAGAAGGCGACUGACGACACCAGGCGACGCGCGCCAGAACUCUUGUCACUGCCGGCGUCCGAGAGUGUGUCCCACGGCCCGGGUUGAACCGGCCGCGAUGCGGUCUGGGCCACACUCCAGCAAACUUGAAUGAGAGCUGCGGAGACCGACCAAACCUAUUAGCCUGCUAUCCUUGAAGAAUUACCAUAUAUACUGCAAAGUUUUGGAAAGAGGGGGAUGAGGAGGAGCUUUAGUCUCAAGUGUUUCAAAGGGCCCUUGGUACUUUUCUGUUCCGUAGUCACGUUUCGUGUAAAAUGUAUAUGUUUCAUCAAUAUGCACAUUUUAUUUUUUCUUACUAUUAAAUUAUAUAACAUUCAUUUGAUUUUCAUAUCUAAACAACCUAAUCUAAAAUAUCUAUUGAAGUAAUAGUACUGUAUUUGACAAAGCCAGAAAGGGAUCAAUGCACCACUUAACCUAUAUGUUAUCUGCGUUUUUAAUGUGGAUGCUCUGUAUGGACAACGUUCUCAUUUAGUAGUCCUUUGAAUAGCUCAGUGGAAGACACUUUAAAGAAUCAACACUUGAGUAGGGAUGGUGACAAUCUUAGAUGUUGGUGAUGCAAUAUUUACAAUGAUCCCAACAAACUGGACUAUUGUUCUCAGUCGUACUUAGCACCUGCCUCUCUCACUCACUUAAGGUUCCUCACUGUCGGCAAAUGGAUCAUCUGGGGACAACUGGGACGGAUCAGAGACUGUAUGUUUACACCUAAAGGAUCAAUGAUAAUCACCAUCUCAGUCUGUAAUGUUACUCGUUUCUUACUGGCUUAAAGCACAUGUACUAGAGGUACUGUAACAGUUUGUAACUAAUCAAUGGAUCGGUUCAGUCAGACAUCCAGCAAGUUCUCAACCUGGUGCUGGUCACUGUAUGUGUUCUCAACAUGUGCCAAGUUGUGAUAAAAUCAUUUUUAUUUAGGAACCUGAUGCAAUAUUAUUGUUUAUUAUCUUUCUAAAUAUUCUACUAUGCUGAUCAAAAUCAUUCAGACACUGAUAAAUUUGCAAAAUUAAAAUUAAAAUGUCCUGGUAUAAAUGUCCUGUGAAAACUAGUUGUUAUUUGCCUAUUGAAACAAACAAACAAACAAACAAACAAACAAACAAACAAACAAACAAGACUCGUUGCUAUUUUUCUCCUUUUUUACUGAAAUUGUUAAUUGCAGUUGUAGUAAAUCUUUCAACCAGAAGAGGGAGCCACAUACUGUGCUUUAUAGUUUGUUCUGCAUCUCCACAUGGUCCAUCCAGGC
Betta splendens (Siamese fighting fish) is the source of this 5653-nucleotide messenger RNA. RefSeq names its product otopetrin 1 (gene otop1). Gene Ontology annotation, biological process: inner ear morphogenesis; proton transmembrane transport. The transcript has 6 exons. Gene Ontology annotation, cellular component: membrane. Gene Ontology annotation, molecular function: proton channel activity. Bases 2594 to 4375 code for a protein of 593 amino acids. NCBI's taxonomy places the organism in Eukaryota, Metazoa, Chordata, Actinopteri, Anabantiformes, Osphronemidae. The record is from RefSeq and is a predicted model, not a curated record.